Gryllus bimaculatus (two-spotted cricket) is the source of this 498-nucleotide messenger RNA. The record is from the annotation of a GenBank genome assembly. Lineage: Eukaryota; Metazoa; Arthropoda; Insecta; Orthoptera; Gryllidae.
AUGCGACCUCUGGCCUGGGACCCGGCGUCGGACUUCGUGUUCCGCUGGGAGAUCAUGCGCGUCACCGUCGCCAUGUUGGCAGUCCUGCUGCACCCGUGCGCCUACAGCGCGUUCAUCGACAGCCUGACCACGCGCGUCAUUGGAUACUACAAUGAGGAAGGUAUUCUCAUCACUCAUCCCGCUUACACAAUAAAGCACUAUCUGAAGACCGCUUUUUUCGUGGACGUCAUGUCCUUUUUCCCGUUCGAGUUCAUUCCCAUCGGCGAUAUUCUCAAGAUUUCAAACGUUGCAUUUUUGCGUUACUGCGUGCGGCUAUUACGCUGCUUGCAAGUAUACCGCUUCUUGGUGUUUAUGGACUACCUGGAUGCGCGCAUGACCUACCGCUUCCUCACCGCCAACAUCGUCAAGUGCAUCGCCGUCAUCAUUACGGUGAUGAACGUGAUUGCAAAUGCCCUGCUGUUCCGGCAUUGCGAGAAUUGGCGUGGUUUCCUGGUUUGA